GCGAGAGCCGGCGUCGCCGGGGAGCCGCGCUGGCGGUGACCGAGCCCCGCUCUGCGGCCCUGCCUCUGUCCGCAGCCGGCUCGCAGCCCGGAGCGGUGCCGCCGGCCGGGCCCGCGGUGAGGACGCGUUCCCGAGCGGUAUGAGCGGCCGGAGCCCGCUGCUGGUAGCAUGAGUGCUGGCCCCCAGGUGCAGCUGGCUGUCCUCUGGCCUUGGCUGCUCAUGGCGACCCUGCAGGCAGGACUGGGCCACACCGGGCUGGCGCUGGCGGCGGCCGUGGAGUCGGAGCGGGCGGCGGCGCAGAAAGCCAUCAUCAGGGUCAUCCCGCUCAAAGUGGAGCCCAUCAUCCUGGAAGGGGAGUUCGCCAACGUCGCCGAGGUGACUCCGGCCGAAGGGAAACUGCUCCAGUCCCACCCACUAUCCCUGUGCAACACCAGCGAGGAUGAACACACAGAGUCGGGAUUCAUCACCAUCGUCAAGCUGGAGCAGCCGGACCGGGAUCCCAACCCCUGCCUGUCCCUGGCCAACAAGGCAAAGCUGGCGGGGGAGCGUGGAGCCCGUGCAAUCCUUUUUGACAUCACCGAUGAUGAAAGUGCUGCUGAUCAGCUGAGGAAGCCCAGAGGCCUGAGCCAGCCUGUGGUCCUAAUCAGGGGCCAUGAUGCUGAGCUCCUCAUGGGCGUUGUGAACAAGAACAGAGAGGCCCACGUGAAGAUAGAGGUCAAGGAGCCACCAGCUUGGCCAGACUACGAUGUGUGGAUUCUUCUCACAGUGGUCAGCACUGUGGUCGUCAUAAUUUUGAUUUUUGUUGUCCGCACAAAGUGCCAGCUGAACAGGACUCAGGACUCGGUGCAGCAGCAGACCCUGCAGGCCAUCGGGCAGCUGGCCACGCGCCGCUACCAGCCCCGGGCACGGCCGGCCCCGCGCUGGGACUCGGCCAGCAGCUGCAGCUCCGCCCCGGUCUGUGCCAUCUGCCUCGAGGAGUUCAGCGAGGGCCAGGAACUGCGGAUCAUCUCGUGCUCCCACGAGUUCCAUCGGGAGUGUGUUGACCCUUGGCUGCAGCAACACCACACGUGUCCACUUUGCAUGUUCAAUAUUCUUGCCAGAGACUCAGGGGACCAGGCCAUGGCUGCCAGCUCCAGGCUGGUCCCUCAGGACAUGGAGCCGGGGCGGCGACUCCACCUUUUCCGCCAGCAUCCAGGACAUGCCCUUUACCACCUCCCACAAGCAUAUCCUCAGAGGAACCUCAGGAGCUUUCCCCCAGAGUCAGCCCAUGGCAACCCCUUCUUCCACUCUCCAGAGCUCUCCCAGUUGGAUUUUGGCACCAUCCACUACAUGCCCUACAGACCAGCCACCUCCCUGCUGGCCUGUGGCCACGUGUCCCCGCUGGCCCCAGGCUUGCUGGGGCAGCAGCACCCCAACCCCUCUGCAUGCGGGCAGGUGCUGGCACCCCACAGGACAUGUCCCCUUCAGCCUCAGCCCCCCUGUGUGGUGCCCAAGGCAGCCGUGGCACAGAAGCAGCACCGUGCGCCCACCCUGCGCCGAGGGCUUGGCCACGGGCACCAGCACAACAGCAGUGGCUCUGGGGAGAGCUAUCUCACGGAGCACAGUGGGUACCUGGCUGACGGGCCGGGCAGCGACUCCAGCUCGGGGCCCUGCCACGGCUCCUCCAGUGACUCCAUGUUGAACUGCACGGACGUCAGCCUGCAGGGCAUCCAUGGCAGCUGCUCCACGUUCCGCAGCUCCCUCAGCAGUGACUAUGACCCCUUCGUGUACUGCAGCUCCGAGGGCCCCACCAUGGACCACGGGCAGGAGCAGCUGCGGCUGCCCAGGGACAGGCGGCCCCGGUCCUUGGACCUGAUGGUGCCCCAGGGGGCUGCUCUGGCCAAGCCCCAGGUGCUCAGCCACGUCCACUACCACCACCACCAGCACCACCACUACAGGCAGGACUCAGAGUGUCCCCCUGGGCGAGCGGGGCAGGGGCCUGGGCCACGCAAAUCCCGGUAUUCCGGGGCCAAGGUUGCCCUCCACAGUGCUCGGACACAAAAGAGAACUGAGAAAAGCCAUCACUCUCAGCAGCCUCUGGAAAGCAGUGCCGUGCUGCAGGAGGCAGCUCCAGCAGGCCAGCCAGCCUGUCCCCAGGAAGGCCAGGAGCCCCGUCACACCCCCUCCACUUCUCCAAACAGGCUGGACUUCAGUGUAGAUGCCAACAGACAAUUGGGAGCUGUCCCACUGUCCCCCAGACACAGCUUACAGAGCAGGCAUCACCGAAGGAAAAGAAAGUGUCCCCUGGAGCUGGACCCCGCUCUCCUGCCCAAGGACUUGGCCGAGCCCGGAGCCUGUGGCGCUCCCCUUCCUCCCGGCCAUCCCGCUGGCUCCCGCUGCUCUCCCGAAGCCCAGCCCCUGAUCCCAAGCGCUGCCCUGCCCAGCGGCUCCCAGCCCCUCUGGAAGUGUUUAGUGCCACAGCCCAGCUCUGAGCUGAGGAAGCAGGAGCAGAGGUUGUCAGGACGGGAGAGAAACCGCUCAGUUCCUGGGGAUGUCUCAGGGACGUGCACCCCCAGGCACAGUCUGAGUGUCCGCCUUCACUGCCCAUCUCAGCAGGGUGGUCAGGAAUCUGAAGAGGAGGUCCAGGAUGUCCAUGAACACUCAGUUUAAUAAAACACUGGCCUGUUUGCUCGCUGGGAGUUGGAGCGGACACAGAUGUUGAUGGAGCUGCUCACAUGUGGCUCUGCCCAGCCCUGCCCUGCUGAGACACAGACUGGCAAGAGCAACGGGCCACUCAUGGUCUCCUGCCAUGUCCCCACGGCCCCAGGGUGACACAGACAGAGCUGCUCCCUGGGCUGUCUGCUCUGGAGGCACAGCAGCCCCUCCUCAUCCGUGGCACCGCUCCGAGCUGGGCAGGGCUCCCGGGGAGAGCUCACCGAGUGAGUGCAAGCUGCUAUUUUGGCGUCUUCAUGCCACAGAAGGUUUUGCUAAACACUGCAAAAAUAAACAAGCCUUCAGGACCAAAAGCUGCAGAAAUUACUUUCUGUGGCCUGGUAGCUCCUGACUUCAUUUCCUCACUUAGGUCAAAAGCCAGAUUUCUUCAAUUAACUUUUCCAUGCUUAUUUCAGACACAGGAACAAGCUAUUCUCCAUCUCACCGCUCACAGGGCUGCCCUGCAAGGUGCUGCUUCUGACUUCAGUGGAAACCAAGAGCUCUCAUCACUUUUGGUCACCUCAAUGUCCCUCAGCUGACACCAUCUCGGCCACUGACUGUUUGCCAGCAGCAGGAGAGGGGAAGACACAGGGAUGUCAGCAUUUCUGGGAAGGAGCUGGGUCAGACUCUUUCCAUUGCAAAGAAUCCACCCUCUCAUCUGGCAAUGUGAACAAAGUCUCUCACUCACCCCCUAACUCCUCCACCUACUCUCAAAUAGCUGUCAUGGCCUGUUAAGAGCAUAUUUCAAACAUAUCUUAGAUGUUCCCAUCACAGGAGUCAUACAAAAUCCUGGAGUUCAUGUGGUUCCUGCUUCUCUCCUUCCUCUCCUUACCCAAGACACAGCAAAAAUUCCCAGGAAAAGCCUCCAUAGCAGAUGCAGAGCAGAGCCCUAUCCAUCACCCAGCCUUAACUUCAUAUUCUGAGACUCCUGAAAUCCUUCAAAAGGAUUUUUCUGUCUUUUCCAACAUUUUGAUGAUGCAGGGAUAAAACUUGAG
Molecule: messenger RNA, 3686 nt
Organism: Zonotrichia leucophrys gambelii
Lineage: Eukaryota; Metazoa; Chordata; Aves; Passeriformes; Passerellidae
Gene: RNF43
Product: ring finger protein 43
Exons: 9
Coding region: 169-2649 (826 amino acids)
Biological process (GO): ubiquitin-dependent protein catabolic process; Wnt receptor catabolic process
Cellular component (GO): plasma membrane
Molecular function (GO): ubiquitin protein ligase activity; frizzled binding
Source: RefSeq, a predicted model, not a curated record